Messenger RNA from Phoenix dactylifera (date palm), 1674 nucleotides. RefSeq lists its product as uncharacterized. The record is from RefSeq and is a predicted model, not a curated record. NCBI's taxonomy places the organism in Eukaryota, Viridiplantae, Streptophyta, Magnoliopsida, Arecales, Arecaceae. Gene Ontology annotation, cellular component: COPII-coated ER to Golgi transport vesicle; endoplasmic reticulum.
GAAGACCAGGGGAUUCCGUCCGUGUCUCAAGCUUUGUGGGGAGGCCUCCGUCGGGAACGCAAAGAAAUCCGAGCGCUGGUCAGAGACUGCUGGAGAAAACCCUAGAUUUUCUCCGGCGGUGGGUUCGGCUUCUCGGGCUCCGAUUCCAGGGCGUUUCGAGAUGGGGAUCCUCGACAAGCUUAAGAAUCUCGAUGCCUAUCCCAAGAUUAACGAGGAUUUCUACAGCCGGACGCUCUCGGGAGGCCUCAUCACCAUGAUCUCUUCCAUCGUUAUAAUCCUCCUGUUCAUCUCCGAGGCCAGACUUUAUAUUUAUUCAGAAACUGAGACUAAGCUGAUAGUAGAUACUUCAAGAGGAGAAAGGCUACGAAUCAAUUUUGAUAUUACCUUUCCAUCACUUGCUUGUUCACUUGUUAGUGUUGAUACCGUGGAUAUAAGCGGGGAGCAGCACUAUGAUAUAAGGCAUGACAUAACAAAGAAAAGAUUAGAUCAUUCUGGUAAUGUUAUUGAGUCAAGACAAGAUGGUAUUGGCGCACCCAAGAUCGAAAGGCCUUUACAAAGGCAUGGAGGAAGGCUUGAGCAUAACGAGACUUAUUGUGGUUCUUGCUAUGGUGCAGAAGAGUCAGAUGAUGCUUGCUGUAACUCAUGCGAAGAAGUUCAAGAAGCAUAUCAGAAGAAAGGAUGGGCCCUAUCAAAUCCAGAUUUGAUUGACCAGUGCAUAAGAGAGGGCUUUUUCCAAAAGAUAAAGGAAGAAGAAGGGGAAGGAUGCAACAUCCAUGGGUUCUUGGAUGUCAAUAAAGUAGCUGGAAAUUUUCACUUUAUGCCUGGAAAAAGCUUCCACCAUUCUAAAAUUCGUGUGCAUGACUUAUUGGCUUUCCCAACAGAAAGUUAUGAUAUAAGCCACAAAAUAAAUAAGCUAUCCUUUGGAAAAGAGUUUCCAGGUGUUAUAAAUCCACUUGAUGGUGCACAGUGGACACAAGAAGCCUCAUCUGGAAUGUACCAAUAUUUCAUAAAAGUCGUUCCCACAAUUUACACUGACAUAAGAGGACGGAAAAUUCACUCAAACCAGUUCUCAGUGACAGAGCACUUCAAAGAUGGAAAUGUUUAUCCCAAGCCUCCUCCUGGGGUAUUCUUCUUUUAUGAUUUUUCACCAAUUAAGGUGAUCUUUACAGAAGAAACUAAAUCGCUGCUGCACUUCCUGACAAAUCUAUGCGCUAUAGUUGGAGGUGUCUUCACAGUUUCUGGAAUAAUUGAUGCAUUCAUUUAUCAUGGCCAACGAGCAAUUAAGAAAAAGAUGGAGCUUGGCAAGUACAUGUGAUUGCUUCUAUUUGAGGAACUGGUGUCCCAAUUUUCCACUGCUGGGGCCCAUUGAAAGAUACGGUUUGAUAGAACUACAGUGAUGGACAGAUGCUGCUGCUGCUGCUGCUGCAAUUAUGAUCAUUUGGUCACGAUACUGCUCAAGCGUGGAACAUGAAAAAAUCAUGUCUUCUUCCUCUUAAUAUUUUCUGUUUAUUUGUAAUAUCUAUUUUAUUAAUUAGAAUACGUAUAUGAUCUUUUAUACUAUUUCUAAGUGGUUCUUAGUGCUUUGAUCUUUUGUGUUCUUGAUUAUUGCUGGAAUUCUUUUAUUUAAAACACUUUCGUUAUAUCAUCUAAUGGAAAAAAAAUGAUUUGAUGGUA